UGGGGGCACUGAACCAGUGUUGGUGGUUCACGAGUGUGGCCACUGAACCAGUGUUGGUGGUUCACGAGUGUGGGCACUGAACCAGUGCUGAUGGUAACAACGCUUCUGCCUAAGGCGAAACAUGCCUCUGGAGAACUACGCUCGCUUUCUUCUAAUUAACACAAUUUUAAUCGAACCCACUGACCUCAAGCUUUACUCCUUCUUCUGAACUGAUGAGUAUUUGGCACUCUCCUUCACUCCUCCUCUCUUCCUCACUUCGUUUCCUUCCCUCACUCCCUCCCAAUUUUCCUCCUCACUAUCAUUAAUAAUUCUACACUAUCAGUCCUCGUCGUCACAACAAACACUAUUAGAAAUGGCAACUACCGCCAUGCCGCCACAUUCAUCACACAGUUAUUCAUUGACUCAUCGUCCGCCGCGUGGCGUGCGGGAAGAUGUAGCGUCUUUCCUGAAACGGCCCCCCGACCACGGAACGAUGGGGCGCCAGCGUCCUGACGGGGGCGGCGGUGCCAUGUCUCAACAGGAGGCGGGGGGCGACAGCUCCCGGUGUGGGGACUCCAGGGUUUUGUUAAUGGACUUAGUAUUGGUAAUGAAAAUUAUUUAUUGUGGACUGCGCCGUAUUGUUUUUCAAUUAAACCAACGACCAUGGACGCGGUGGGCCAGUUUAAUGUUUGAACGACCCGUCACCCCGGUCCUCUCCAGGCGACCCCUUCCUUCCUGCCCCUCCAGAUGUCCCGGGACCGCUGACCCCGUAAGAUGUCCCGGGUUCCCGUCCUGCACGCUGAGGUUCGCAACUGCCGGGGCCCUGGCCCUGCUGCUGUGCCCCGCCGCUGCCCAGGGUCUACACGUGGGUGGGCUGACGGUGCCCCGGUACCUCGUAGUGGGGCAGCGCGCCACACUCGCGUGCCACGUGGGCCUCGAGGGCGACUCACUCUACUCCGUCACGUGGUGGAAGGACGGCAGACAGUUCUACCAGUACACUCCCUCCAAGCCACGGCCUGUCGUGGCCUUUACCGUGCCUGGCAUCUCGGUCAAUGCCGGCAGGUCGGCGCUGACGACCGUCGAGCUGGAGGACGUGACGCUGGCGUCCAGCGGCCACUACCGCUGCGAGGCCGUCGCUGAUGGACCGUCCUUCGCCACCGACCAUCGCACGGCCAACAUGACUGUCAUUGAUCCUGGGGCACUGACCCCCCAGAUUGUGGGGGUCGCCCCCCUUUACCGUGUGGGGGAGACCAUCAGGCUGUACUGCUCCGCUCCCCGUGCCCCCCACCCCCACACCCUCUCCUGGACCUCGGCUGGCCG
Hyalella azteca is the source of this 1299-nucleotide messenger RNA. RefSeq lists its product as uncharacterized. NCBI's taxonomy places the organism in Eukaryota, Metazoa, Arthropoda, Malacostraca, Amphipoda, Hyalellidae. The record is from RefSeq and is a predicted model, not a curated record.